Messenger RNA from Gambusia affinis (western mosquitofish), 2398 nucleotides. RefSeq names its product mediator complex subunit 4 (gene med4). Bases 35 to 835 code for a protein of 266 amino acids. The transcript has 7 exons. Gene Ontology annotation, molecular function: transcription coregulator activity. NCBI's taxonomy places the organism in Eukaryota, Metazoa, Chordata, Actinopteri, Cyprinodontiformes, Poeciliidae. Gene Ontology annotation, cellular component: core mediator complex; mediator complex. The record is from RefSeq and is a predicted model, not a curated record. Gene Ontology annotation, biological process: regulation of transcription by RNA polymerase II.
GCACUCAUUGAGCAUCAUGACGAGAAAGAAGUGAAUGACGUCACAUCCGUUCGUCGUAAAGAGAGAUUCAAACAUGGCGACGCUGGCGGAGAAAUCAACGAAGGAGCGUCUUCUUUCUCUUUUGGACGACUUAGAGGUUUUAUCACGGGAGCUGAUAGAGAUGUUGGCACUGUCCAGAAGUCAGAAACUCCCUCAGCCAGGAGAAGACACGCAGAUCUUGGAGCUACUCGUGCAGAGGGACAAGGAGUUCCAGGAGCUGAUGGAGGUGGCACAGCAGCAGGGGAAGGUCCACCAGGAGAUGCAGCUGCUAGAAAAGGAGGUGGAGAAGAGGGACAGCGACAUCCAGCAGCUGCAGAAACAGCUGAAGGAGGCCGAGCACAUCCUGGCCACGGCUGUUUACCAGGCUAAAGAGAAGCUGAAAUCCAUCGAGAAGGCCAGAAAAGGAAGCAUAUCUUCCGAAGAAAUCAUCAAAUACGCUCACCGAAUCAGCGCCAGUAACGCCGUGUGCGCGCCGCUCAACUGGGUGCCGGGUGACCCGCGCAGACCGUACCCUACUGACCUGGAGAUGCGCAGCGGGAUGCUGGGGCACAUGGCCAACCUGCCGUCCAACGGGAUGAACGGACAUCUGCCAGGAGACGCUCUGGCUGCAGGACGGCUGCCUGACGUUCUGACGCCUCACUACCCCUGGCAGCCCUCAGAUGUCUCAGUAGGGAUGCUUCCUCCUCACCAUGGAAAUGACUUCGGCCUGGAGCCGCCGGGUCACAACAAGGAGAACGAGGACGACGUGGAGGCCAUGUCCACAGAUUCGUCCAGCAGCAGCAGCGACUCAGACUGAAACAAAGACAUUGUGUGUGUGUCUGUGUGUGUGUGUGUGUAGGUGUGUGUGUGUGUAAUGUUAGGCAACACUUGAACAUGUAUUUUCUCACGAGGUUUUUUCAACUCCUGACCUAAUGCGUGAAUCAUUUCUGGAAAGGUGAGGUUAUGAAGCGCCGCUCGUUUCCACGCUGUGAAAUGCUGAAAACCUUUAACCCACUUUGUUUCUGUCGCCACGGUGAUGCUGGUUUUUAGAUUCACAAAGUAUUUCUUCCUUCAAGUCAUGCAGUAAAUAUCUCUACUGAAGACAUUAAAAAAACAAAUGCUCCAAAAAGUUAUCAGUAGAUCAAAUCACAAAUUCUUCACUGUUGUGUUUUUAAUGCUCUUUAUUGAGUUUUUACUAGCACACCCUGACUGAUACCUUCAUCCGUCUUGUUUCUGUUUCAGUUAUAAUCCCAGAUAAUUCACAUGAUCAUUCAGUUUAAAAGCUAAAUAGUUUCUCUAUAUUGAAAUGAACUUCCACUUCCACAGUGCCAUCUAGUGUUCAAAUGGAAUAACUCAAAUACUCAGCAUAUAUAGAAGUCGAGAAGAAGUAAAAUGUUCUAAACCUCUGCACAAAAAUGCAACAGAUUCUUUGUCAUCUUCUAUUUGGAUAACAAAAAUGAAACCAAAUUAGGAACUAUGAAUGCAUUAGCAGCAGUCUGUAGUUUUAUGUUUGAAUUUCUCCCUUUCAUUACUGCUUUCUGUUGUCUCCUCACUAUAUGGAGGCUUGACUAUCUCAGUUUUUGCCUCAAACUUUUUCCAUUGUUCUGUGAUAAAUUAGCCUUGUGCUAAACGGCCAAAAUGGCUGCCACUUGUCUGUUUAUAUCACACUUUAAGCCUGAGCUCAACUGUACCAAAACAAGUGAAGUGAAAAUGUUCUUCUCACUUUACUUCUGAUUACACAUAAAGCUUUUUGUAAAGAUUAAACAGGAUAUAAGUUGUUGAUUUUUUUUUUAUAGGGAUUUAAAAAAAAAUUCCCUAUAAUUUUGACUGUAACCAGCACACGUGCCCACUUAAACAAAACCCGUUUCAAAAAGAACAGAAACUCCACCCAGCAGUCAUUUUCUACGUUUAACAACAUGUUGCCUCAUUUCUAAUAAGUCGAUCGACAGUUUUUGUCGUGUGAAUCUUGUUUCAGUGUCGUCAUCCCAGGUUUCCUUUGGAUGUUUUUUUUUCCCCUCUGAAUUCAACCAACAUGAGGAUUGAUGCAGCCAAACAGACCAGCUUGCAUUAGUUUUUACAACCACUGACGUUGGAAUAUUUGUUACAGUCAAGAUUCAAGUUUCCCAAAGUUCUGGUUAAUCUCCAGUAACAACAGCUUACCUGAAAUAAGACAAUGUUGAUGAUUUGUUUUUCUUUUCUUUAAACAUCAGCUGUAAUUGGUUUAAUGUAACCCUGCAUAACAAAACUGUGAGUAUUUAAUGGUCUGUCUCCUCUCUGUGUGAUUCACUGAGUUUUUGUGUUGCAUAACUCCGAUGGUUGCAUGUGGUACAAUAUGUAAAUAAGCUUGUAUAUACUUGUAAAUAAAAUUUUUUUGAAUAGA